UUUCGUCGCUAGGAUUCGCGUUGUGCGACCAUGUGCUUAGCUAUGGUGUUGCGAAUGUUUACACUGGGAAGAAAUGGUUAUUUUAGUUUUUAAAAUGAUAAUUUCUGACUUUUUAAACGUGUUUCGCUAAUUAAGUUAAAGAAAUGAGUUUAUUACCGAAAAGUAUAUCGAACUUUUCUAAAGAAGAUUACUGGAAUAAAUUUUUUACGAAACGAGGAAAUCGAGCUUUUGAAUGGUAUGGAGAAUAUCCACAGCUUUGUGGUCUUUUACAUAAGUACAUUCGUCCAAAAGACAAGCUAUUAAACAUUGGAUGUGGAAAUUCACAGUUAAGUGUGGACCUGUAUGAUGUUGGUUUUCACAAUAAUGUUAAUAUUGACAUUAGUAGCAUUGUUAUCAAACAGAUGAAUGACAAGCACGUUCCUGGCAGGAAAGGUCUAGAAUUCAAAAAAAUGGAUAUGCUUCAGAUGACAUUUGAUGAUGAAGAAUUUAGUGUUGUAUUGGAUAAAGGAACUUUGGAUGCAUUAUUGAGCGAAGACACUGAAGAAGUUAACAGACGAGCUGAAGCAAUGUUUUCUGAAAUUAAGAGAGUUUUGAGACCUUGUGGCCGUUACAUUUGUGUUUCUCUUCUUCAAGAUUUUAUAUUAAAGAAAAUGUUGAAUUGGUUCACAAAUGAGGGCUGGAUGAUUCGCAUUCACAAGUGUACAGAAAUUGAACGUGAUCCCGAGGAACCGAAUUCAGCUUAUGCAUUUCCAACAUUUUUUGUUAUUUGCACUAAAAUGAAAUCAUCUAAAACAAUGAAAUCACUAAUUGAAUUAGAUAUGGAUGGAGAGCUGAUUCGAGUAGAAACUAGUGAUGAAGUUCUUAAAAGUAUUAAAGCUAUGCAAGAAUAUACACUAUAUUUGCAUUAUAUACAAAAUAAAAAUUUGAAUACAAAAUCGACAAUAUAUUCUGAAGUACCAUUCAUGUCUGUUGGUCCGGAUAUCGGACAUAGAACGAUUUGUUAUAAUGGUAAAAGUGAACUAAGUGGAGAGUACAUUAUUGAAGAUGUUCAGGGUGAAGGAAAACAGACUUUUCGGAGACUCGUGUUUCUUCAGAAUCAAUAUGUGAUUCAGUCGGAAGCACGAUUAACCAUCGAAAUAGUAAAGAAAAAUAAGAAGACAAAGAAAGGUAAAGUCACGAAGAAUAUUGAUUUCAAUUAUUUAUCAUGUCAACACCACAUUUACAUGUUUUCUGGUUUAUCAUUUCUUUCGUCUCAAAUUACUGAAAAAAUUCGUGUUUUAAUGGUUGGAUUAGGAGGAGGUUUAUUGCCUAUGUUCAUGACAAGCCACAUAAAACAGAUUUAUAUAGAUGUUGUCGAAUUAGAUGAAGAAAUUUUAAAAAUUGCAGUCGAGUGGUUUGGAUUAGAACUAAGUGAAAAGCUGAAAGUUCAUAUUGCUGAUGGAAUAGACUUUAUUAAUAACUGUGCCCAGAGAGAAGAAAAAUAUGACAUAGUGAUGUUAGAUGUUGAUAACAAGGAUACCAGUGCUGGUAUAAGUUGUCCACCAUUAUCUUUUGUUCAAGAACAUUUCCUACAACAAAUCAGGAAAUUGAUUGAUUCAAAAGGAAUUUUAAUUUUGAAUUUGGCUUGUCGUAAUCAGCAAAUUAAAAAGAAUGUGUAUUCGAAUCUUUCUUCAAUAUUUAAUGUAAUGUUUUCAAAAUCCAUUGCCGAAGAAGUUAAUGAAGUGGUAUAUGCCAUCUCGAGUCGAUUGGAAGCCAAAAAUAUUUCCAAGUGUGCAGAAAAGACAUUGUCAGAACUAAUUCGCCAAUUAGGGACUUCUGUUCAAGAAGAUAUCAUCGAUAUGGUUGAAUUUUUCAAAGGAUUGACAAUUGUUAAGUAAUGAAGAAGAAAGUAAGCCAUCAUUGUACAUUGUGGAGUAGAAAUUAAAUAUUUAAACAUC
Messenger RNA from Centruroides sculpturatus (bark scorpion), 1937 nucleotides. RefSeq names its product methyltransferase-like protein 13. The coding region runs from base 144 to 1877 and encodes 577 amino acids. The transcript has 12 exons. The record is from RefSeq and is a predicted model, not a curated record. NCBI's taxonomy places the organism in Eukaryota, Metazoa, Arthropoda, Arachnida, Scorpiones, Buthidae.